AUGAUUAUACAAUUACUUGCAAUAUCGACUCUUUCAUUAUCUAUUAACCUUCCUCAAUCAUUAAUUUUACUUAUACAACAAAUUCAUCCAACCUUGAGUAAUUUUGGUAUUGAAGCUGAACCAUAUUUUUUCUAUCUUACUGACUAUAUUAUUUUAUUUUUACCAUUUGUUUGUCUUGGACAUUUGCCAGAAUUAUGGCCAAAAGUAUUCUUUUUAUGUCAAAGACGUCAACGUAGAGUCCGUCCUAUCAGGACAAUAGCUGCUGGUGGUGGAGCAUAA
Molecule: messenger RNA, 279 nt
Organism: Rotaria sordida
Lineage: Eukaryota; Metazoa; Rotifera; Eurotatoria; Philodinida; Philodinidae
Source: the annotation of a GenBank genome assembly